Amblyraja radiata (thorny skate) is the source of this 2018-nucleotide messenger RNA. It is a transcript of the gene pdia6, whose product is annotated as protein disulfide isomerase family A, member 6. The transcript is spliced from 13 exons. Gene Ontology annotation, biological process: response to endoplasmic reticulum stress. Gene Ontology annotation, cellular component: endoplasmic reticulum lumen. Bases 169 to 1503 code for a protein of 444 amino acids. NCBI's taxonomy places the organism in Eukaryota, Metazoa, Chordata, Chondrichthyes, Rajiformes, Rajidae. Gene Ontology annotation, molecular function: protein disulfide isomerase activity; protein-disulfide reductase activity. The record is from RefSeq and is a predicted model, not a curated record.
GGUAGGAGUGGGCGUGGCACUGGAGCGGAGCGGCGGCACUGGUGCGCGGGAGUCGCGUCCUGUAGCUAUAGGAUCACUGGUCGCCAACACGGCUCCGGACACGUGGCUCCCGCUCCCACACACGGCCACGGUUAACGCCGCUCACACUCACACACCGCCACGGUCAACAUGAGAGGGCAGAAGGAACCGCUCCGUGUGCUAGGUAUCUUUGGCACAUUGCUUGUCACUGUCAAUGCUCUUUACUCAGCGAGUGAUGAUGUUGUAGAACUAUCCCAAAAUGACUUCAACAACGAAGUUAUUCAAAGUGAUGAACUAUGGUUGGUGGAGUUUUAUGCACCAUGGUGUGGACAUUGUCAGAGUUUGGCCCCAGAGUGGAAGAAAGCUGCAUCAGCCUUGAAGGGAAUAGUAAAAAUUGGAGCAGUAGAUGCUGACAAACAUCAAUCUCUCGGUGGGCAGUAUGGUGUUCAGGGAUUUCCAUCCAUAAAGAUCUUUGGAUUAAACAAGAAUAAACCCGAUGAUUAUAAUGGUGCAAGAUCUGCUCAAGGAAUCACUGACGCGGCUCUUAACUCUUUGCGGUCAAUUGUCCGGGAUAGACUUGGAGGCAAGAGCGGCUCAGGUUCUGGCAAAAAGAGCAGUGAUAGUAAAUCUGAUAAAAAGGCUGUGAUUGAGCUGACGGAUGAUACCUUUGACGCAAAUGUUAUCGGGAGCAGUGACAUUUGGAUGGUGGAGUUCUAUGCACCCUGGUGCGGACACUGUAAGAGGUUAGAACCAGAGUGGGCAGAGGCAGCCAUUGAGAUCAAUGAGCAGACAGGUGGGAAGGUGAAAUUGGCUGCAGUGGAUGCCACAGCUAAUCAGAUGUUGGCUGGUCGGUAUGGGGUUCGUGGCUACCCCUCCAUUAAGAUAUUUCACAAAGAUGAAGAUGCCCCAGUUGACUAUGAAGGUGGAAGAUCAAAAAGUGAUUUUGUUGCUCGUGCUCUUGAGAUGUUUGCUGAAAGUUCCCCAGCUCCAGAACUGCAAGAGAUUACUGAUGAGGAUGUACUAAAGAAGACAUGUGAUGAUCAUCAACUAUGUGUUGUUGCUGUAUUACCACAUAUCUUGGAUACUGGGGCUUUUGGGAGGAAUGAUUAUUUGAAAAUUAUGGAGGCUAUGGCCAACAAAUACAAGAAGAAGUUCUGGGGUUGGCUGUGGACUGAGGGAGGAGCGCAGACAGAACUUGAAGAUUCUUUGGGUAUUGGUGGAUUUGGUUACCCAGCUAUGGCUGCAAUUAAUGCCAGGAAAAUGAAGUACGCUCUGCUGAAGGGCUCCUUUAGUGAACAGGGCAUCAACGAGUUUCUUAGGGAGCUGUCAUAUGGGAGAGGUUCGACUUCUCCUGUCAAAGGAGCUGCUUUCCCCAAUAUUAACAUGGUGGAUCCAUGGGAUGGCAAAGAUGGUCAGUUACCAAUAGAAGAAGACAUUGAUUUAAGUGAUGUAGAUCUUGAACAUGAUAACAAAGAUGAGCUGUGAAUUAAUGGCAUUCCCGUUCAUUGGCAGACAGCAUCCUUUAUCUGAAGUAUUGGACUGAUCAUCUGUCUGCACCAAAGCCUUAUUUGAUCUUUCUGGCUUGCUGUAUUUCUACUGUAUCGUGUAAAUAAGUUUCACUGGGAUUUUUCUAUUAAAAAGAGAAAAUUGAAUGUUACGUUUCAAAAUUUUUACAUAAACUCAUUUAAUAGACCGGUCAAGUUGCCAUUUAUUGUACAUUGUUACACUUCACUGACUAUUUAAAUGGAUUAUUUGGUCUCUUUUGAGGGGUGGGAUGUGGUGUAAACCUUCAAAUGUAUUUUUGACAUUCUUGCAUGUAUUUGAACAAUUAUUAUUCCAAAGAAUGUGAUCUGUUCUACAUAGGACAAGUAAAAUCAUGGUGAUUUAGCCAUUAACUGGGAUUGAGCAUUUGGAACUUGGAUACUUAUUACAUUUUGUUGAAGGUGGUGUGUAUGAAAUAAAUUGAUGCUUCUAAGAGCUGAAGCAAGUUUGAUAGUAAA